Molecule: messenger RNA, 1632 nt
Organism: Exophiala spinifera
Lineage: Eukaryota; Fungi; Ascomycota; Eurotiomycetes; Chaetothyriales; Herpotrichiellaceae
Product: protein disulfide-isomerase domain
Exons: 4
Coding region: 1-1632 (543 amino acids)
Biological process (GO): protein folding; response to endoplasmic reticulum stress
Cellular component (GO): endoplasmic reticulum
Molecular function (GO): protein disulfide isomerase activity
Source: RefSeq, a predicted model, not a curated record
AUGCGCACCUUCGCUUCCCUGGCUGCGGCCAGUCUCGCCCUGGCCGGGUUUGCAUCCGCCAGCGAUGUCCACGACCUCAAGACCGACAACUUCAAGGACUUUGUCUCUGAGCACGACUUGGUCCUCGCAGAGUUCUUUGCCCCUUGGUGCGGCCAUUGCAAGGCUCUCGCCCCAGAAUACGAAGAGGCUGCCACCACACUGAAAGAAAAAAACAUUCCUCUGGUCAAGGUCGACUGCACUGCCGAAGGAGAUCUGUGCAAGGAUUAUGGCGUGGAGGGUUAUCCCACCGUCAAAGUCUUCCGUGGUCUUGAUAACAUCAAGCCAUACCCCGGCGCGAGAAAAGCGCCAGCGAUUGUCUCAUACAUGACCAAGCAGCAACUACCGGCUGUCUCCCUUCUUACCGCCGACACGCUCGAAGAGUUCAAAACCACCGACAAGGUCGUCGUGGUAGCUUACAUUUCCUCUGACGACAAAGCGUCAAACCAGACCUACACCACACUCGCCGAGUCUCUGAGAGACGACUACAUUUUUGGCGCCAGCAAUGACGCCGCAUUGGCAAAGGCCGAGGGUGUCAAGCAGCCCGCGCUGGUCCUGUACAAGGACUUUGACGAAGGAAAGAACACCUUCAGCGAGACUUUUGACGAGAAUGCCAUCAUCCAAUUUAUCAAGACUGCAUCAACACCGUUGGUCGGUGAGGUCGGCCCCGAGACCUACGCUGGUUACAUGGCGGCCGGUAUCCCUCUCGCUUACAUCUUCGCCGAAACUCCUGAAGAACGCACAUCCCUGGCCGAAACCCUGCGACCAGUGGCCGAGAAGUACAAGGGAAAGAUCAACUUUGCAACCAUCGACGCAAAGGCGUUCGGUGCUCACGCGGGCAACCUAAACCUGCCUACCGACAAGUUCCCAUCUUUCGCCAUCCAGGAGACUGUGAAGAAUGAGAAAUAUCCCUUCGAGGGCAACUCCCUCACCGAGAAGAAGAUUGGCGCGUUCGUUAAGGACUUUGUCAACGGCAAGAUUGCGCCCAGUAUCAAGUCGGAACCCAUUCCGGACAAGCAAGAAGGCCCGGUGACGGUCGUGGUCGCUCAUUCCUAUAAGGAUAUCGUUCUGGACGACUCCAAGGAUGUUCUUGUCGAAUUCUACGCCCCAUGGUGUGGCCACUGCAAAGCUCUUGCUCCUACCUACGAGAAACUGGCCGAGCUGUACUCUUCCCCCGCGCUCUCUUCCAAGGUCACAGUCGCCAAGAUCGACGCCACUCUGAACGACGUCCCCGAUGAGAUUGCCGGCUUCCCUACCAUCAAGCUCUACCCAGCCGGUGCAAAGGACUCCCCGGUCGACUACUCUGGCUCGCGGACCCUGGAGGACCUCGCAGCUUUCAUCCGCGACAGCGGAAAGCACGGAGUUGACGGCUUGGCGGCGAAGAGCGACGACGACGAUGACGCGGUGGAAGGUGUAUCGUCUGCUGCGAGCGACACGGUGGCCAAGGCUGCUCCCGCCGCAACCACUGUCGCUGAAGAAGCCAGCUCUGGUGUGAAGGAGGCCGUCAAGAGCGCCGUCAGCGAAGCCGUCGACGCUGCAAAGACUUUCGUGGCUGACACCGAUGACGGUGGUCCCGAAGAGCACGAUGAAUUGUAA